GAGCAGGGAGGUGAGGGAGGAUGUCUGCGCGCGUGCCGAAGAAAGGUGGGAAGAAGCUGGUUGCGGAGGGUGUGAAGAAAGCCGAUAAGAAGCGGAAGAGGAGCCGCAAAGAGUCUUACUCUAUUUAUGUCUACAAGGUGUUGAAGCAGGUCCAUCCGGACACGGGCAUUUCUUCUAAGGCUAUGAAUAUUAUGAAUUCCUUCGUGAGCGACCUUUUCGAGCGCAUCGCCGCAGAGGCGUCCCGCUUGGCUUUAUACAACAAAAGAUCGACCAUCAGCUCAAGAGAGAUCCAGACCGCGGUGCGCCUGCUGUUGCCUGGGGAGUUGGCGAAGCACGCCGUGUCCGAAGGCACUAAAGCUGUCACCAAAUACACCAGCUCUAAGUAAAGCCCUGCGUGCUGUGGCUGUGUUAAGGUGAAACCAUCCACCGAAUUAAGACCCAAAGGCCCUUUUAAGGGCCACCCACUUACCUCAUAAAAGAGCUGCUCAUCGUAAGGGAAACUAGCCUAAUCAGGUAUCAGAGGGGUGGCGGUGGAUUAGUUACUGAUCGAGAUUUCAUCAGUUAAAUGUUCAUCAUUCCUGACCAUACAGAAUUGAUAAAAGCAAUAUUGGGAAAGGAAACGGGUGAAAAAGUUAAUUCUUAACAUAUCCACAUAUUGUGGCAAUUAGGUUUGUCUUAUAAAAAGGUGGUUUACGUGCUACAAAUUCUUUGCAUAGCAGAUACCCUAAUCCCUUAAUAACCUUGCGUUUUAUAUUGAAAUACCGGAAUCAAACGCAGCUGGAGAAUUUUUUUUUAGAAACUUUAACUUGUAUUUAUGAAUAUUGCAAACAGUUGAAACGUUUUCAUUUGCAAAGGACUUGGAUACCAAGGAGUCUUCAUUUCCCAAAGACUGGAAAAAACAGCAGCCCUAAGGCUGUAACGAAGCAAAAACACCACAAUCCGAAUUGAAAGGGGAUGGGGAAGGAAUA
This is a messenger RNA of Mauremys mutica (yellowpond turtle), 968 nucleotides long. Its product is annotated as histone H2B 7-like. Gene Ontology annotation, cellular component: nucleosome. Lineage: Eukaryota; Metazoa; Chordata; Testudines; Geoemydidae. The record is from RefSeq and is a predicted model, not a curated record. The transcript has a single exon. Gene Ontology annotation, molecular function: DNA binding; structural constituent of chromatin; protein heterodimerization activity. The coding region runs from base 21 to 386 and encodes 121 amino acids.